Messenger RNA from Chlorocebus sabaeus (green monkey), 2521 nucleotides. The record is from RefSeq and is a predicted model, not a curated record. Lineage: Eukaryota; Metazoa; Chordata; Mammalia; Primates; Cercopithecidae.
CACAAGGUGAGGAGUGGGCAGCCGGGAGAGAGCCUUGGGGUGGGACCCUGGGAUGGGGGCUCUCAUUCCCUGUCAUCCGAGCCAGGGGGAGGGACACCUGAAGAAGACGUGGGCAGGCUGGAGACACAUGUUCCGCGAGCAGCCAGUUGACGAGAUCAGGAACUACUUUGGGGAAAAGGUGGCCCUGUACUUCGCCUGGCUGGGCUGGUACAACUACAUGCUGGUGCCGGCCGCCCUGACAGGCCUCUUGGUCUUUCUGAGCGGAUUCUCGCUGUUUGAUGCCAGCCAGAUCAGCAAGGAGAUCUGUGAGGCCCACGACAUCCUCAUGUGUCCCCUCGGCGACCACAGCCGCAGGUACCAGCGGCUCUCGGAAACCUGCACUUUCGCCAAGCUCACCCACCUCUUUGACAAUGACGGCACGGUGGUGUUCGCCAUCUUCAUGGCUCUCUGGGGUGAGUUGCUGCGGGACGCCUCUGCGGGGCCGGGGGAAGUGCCAGCCUGAGCUCCAAGGUCCACCUGGCCUAGCGCAGUGAUGCCCCUCCUUGCCCCCACCGCAGCCACGGUGUUCCUGGAGAUCUGGAAGCGGCAGCGUGCCUCUGUGGUCCUGCACUGGGACCUGUACAUGUGGGACGAAGACCAGGAGGAAAUGGCACUUCAGCUCAUUAACUGCCCUGACUACAAGCUCCAGCCGCACCAGCACUCCUACCUGCGCAGCACCGUCAUCCUCAUCCUGUCCCUCAUCAUGAUCUGCCUCAUUAUCGGCAUGGCCCACAUCCUGGUGGUCUACCGCGUCCUGGCCUCCGCACUCUUCAGCAGCUCGGCCCUGCCCUUCCUGGAGGAUCAGGUGACCACGGCAGUGGUGGUGACCGGAGCCCUGGUGCACUAUGUGACCAUCAGCAUCAUGACCAAGAUCAACAAGUACGUGGCCCUGAAGCUUUGUGACUUCGAGAUGCCCAGGACCCACUCAGAGCGAGAGAGCAGGUUCACCAUCCGCUUCUUCACACUGCAGUUCUUCACCCAUUUCUCGUCUCUCAUCUAUAUCGCCUUCAUCCUGGGCAGGAUCAACGGCCACCCCGGGAAGUCCACGCGCCUGGCAGGCUUGUGGAAGCUGGAAGAGUGCCACGCCAGCGGCUGCAUGAUGGACCUGUUCCUGCAGAUGGCCAUCAUCAUGGGCCUGAAGCAGACACUCAGCAACUGCUGCGAGUACCUGAGGCCGUGGGUGAGCCACAAGUUCCGCUCUCUGCGGGCCUCCUUGGCCGGGCACCUGCCCCGGGACCCCGAGCUCAGGGACUGGCGGCGCAACUACCUUCUGAACUCUGUCAACACCUUCAGCCUGUUCGACGAGUUCAUGGAGAUGAUGAUCCAGUACGGCUUCACCACCAUCUUCGUGGCCGCCUUCCCGCUGGCGCCGCUGCUCGCGCUCUUCAGCAACCUCGUGGAGAUCCGCCUCGACGCCAUCAAGAUGGUCUGGCUGCAGCGGCGCCUGGUGCCGCGCAAGGCCAAGGACAUCGGGACCUGGCUGCAGGUGCUGGAGACCAUCGGUGUGCUGGCGGUCAUUGCCAACGGGAUGGUCAUCGCCUUCACAUCUGAGUUCAUCCCCCGCGUGGUCUACAAGUACCGCUAUAGCCCAUGCCUGAAAGAAGCCAACUCCACCGUCGACUGCCUCAAGGGCUACGUCAACCACAGCCUGUCUGUCUUCCACACCAAGGACUUCCAGGACCCGGAUAGGAUUGAGGGCUCAGAAAACGUGACUCUGUGCAGAUACAGGGACUACCGCAAUCCCCCCGAUUACAACUUCUCCGAGCAGUUCUGGUUCCUCCUGGCCAUCCGCCUGGCCUUCGUCAUCCUCUUUGAGCAUGUGGCUUUGUGCAUCAAGCUCAUUGCCGCCUGGUUCGUGCCCGACGUCCCUCAGUCAGUGAAGAACAAGGUUCUGGAGGUGAAGUACCAGAGGCUGCGUGAGAAGAUGUGGCAUGGAAGGCAGAGGCUGGGCGGGGUAGGGGCAGGCUCUCAGCCCCCGAUGCCCGCCCAUCCCACCCCAACCUCCAUCUUCAGUGCCAGGAGCACAGACGUGUAGGGCCAGAGCCCGUCUAGAGGCCACUAGGAGCUGAGACGGUGCCACCACCAGCACCUCCCACCAGCCCACCGCUAUGCGUGUUGAGGGGUGCUGUAAGAAGGCCAUGCCUAUGGGGGGCCACAGGAGUCCCCUGUAUGUUCAGGGCAUCUGGGAGCUGCCGGCCUGUUCCGCCUGCUCCGUCUUUGUGGAGGCUCUCAGGCUUGGCACAGACCUGACUUGAACUCUGGGUGAUUCCAGGCACCCACAGAACUGGGAGUGGGGGGCUCCUCAGGCAGCCACAAGGCAGGAAAACUGGCGCAAGUUUCCUGGGCCUCCCUCUGACUUCUGGGCGCCAGAUCCAGCCAUGCCCCCAUCCUGGCUAUUGGGGGUAGCCUGAGCCCACCUUGCUGGCCUGUUCCCUUCAGCCAGCAGCAGCUUCUGUAAUAAAAUUAAACCUGUCUGUCUUGC